CCUCUUCACUUUCUCAUCACUACAAGCUUCCACAGCACGCACAUCAACCCCUCGCAAACAUGUCCUGGCAAGAAUACGUUGACACCAGCCUCGUCGGCACCGGCAACAUCGACAAGGCCCUCAUCUGCGACGUCGAGGGCGCAACUGCCUGGGCCGCAUCCGCCGACUUCUCGCUUUCCGCUGAGGAGAGGGCUGCCAUCGCCAGGUCUUUCGGCGACAAGUCAGAGCCCAAGAAGGUCAUCUCGGAGGGUGUCAAGGUCAAUGGCGUAAAAUACAUGACCAUCGAGGCAAGCGAUGACUCGCUCAAGGCAAAGAAGGGCAAAGAGGGCGUUGUCGCCUUCAAGACCACCCAAGCCGUCAUUAUCGCCCACCACCCCGACACCAUUCAGACCCCCAACGCCUUCAACUCAGUAGUUGAGCUCGGCGAGUACCUGAAGAAGCACGGAAUGUAAAGCGCCUUCGAUUCGAGACUGUCUGUACUUUAGGGAUAUUUGCAUAACCAGUUGAGGAGCGAUGAAUGGCAUCAUGGGUGACUGCUCAUGGAUAUAGAUAUGAUUGACGAUGGACGAAAUAGCGAUAUUGAAGGAUCCUCUUCGAUACAAUGACAAACUCAACCCCUAAGGCCUGACCCUUUUUACUGCACUCUCAGACUGAUACUGUGAUUCACCCC
This is a messenger RNA of Alternaria alternata, 670 nucleotides long. Its product is annotated as Profilin/allergen. Gene Ontology annotation, cellular component: cell cortex. The transcript is spliced from 5 exons. The coding region runs from base 60 to 452 and encodes 130 amino acids. The record is from RefSeq and is a predicted model, not a curated record. Gene Ontology annotation, molecular function: actin monomer binding. NCBI's taxonomy places the organism in Eukaryota, Fungi, Ascomycota, Dothideomycetes, Pleosporales, Pleosporaceae.